CCGUGUUAAACAAAUCAAAAUAUAUUUCAUAUUUGAUUCUUCAAAGUAACCACCCUUUGCCUUGAUGACAGCUUUACACACUCUUGGCAUUCUCUCAACCAGCUUCAUGAGGCAGUCAUCUGGUAGGAAUUCCUCAUUGACAUAGUUGUUUCUGUUUUUUAGCUGUAUGAUUUAUGUCCAAUAGAGGGAGACAAAGUAGGCUAAACAGCUGGCUUUGAUGCUCUACUCUGUCAACGCUUUUGAUUUGACACAUUAUGUUAUGUAUGAAUUGCUCAUAUUUAUUUGAAAGUAUUCUUCUCUGUCAUUGGUGUGUUGAGGUGGACAGAGAGUAUCGUGUCAGAAGGCCUUGUUCUCUGCUGGGUACCCAGUACUUCAGCCUGCAGCGGAGAGGGCAGCCCUGUUUGUGGCAGCAGUGGAGGUUCUGGCCCGUCUUCACUCCCUGGACCUAGAGGGGUAGGGGAGAAGGCCUGGCUACUGCAAGAGACCGGUAGAGGAUGGAUAUCCUCCACAAAUUCCCAUCCCUGUCUCUUUUCAAUAUUUUUAUUGUCAUUUGUAAUUAUAUGGUAAAGUUGUACAACUGAAUGCCUUCAAUUGAAAUGUGUCUUCCGCGGUUAACACAACCCUUCUGAAUCAGAGAGGUGUGGGGGGGCAGCCUUAAUCGACUGAAUGCCUUAGUCCCCUUCGUCUGUGAUUGGUCAACAGUACUACUAGUAGUAGGAGUGGGAACAUUGGUUGUCAUUCAGCGAGAGACGACUAGUUUUCAUGCACAUUUUUUUCACUUGAGAAAUACUUCAUCAAACAUCUUAGCUACUGUAGAUGUAAAAAUGUGCGACUAAGACCUUGUCAAAAUGAAUGACAGAUUUCUUGAUUUAUCUUAGAUUAAUUCUGACUAUUUUGAGGAAGUGUUUCUGCCUAUGUUGUUGCUACGGUGGCUCAAAAGGGACAAACAACGGUAAUAUUGCCUAUUUUAUUUCUACUUUUUCAAGCGAAGGGCUUUUGGGAGUAUGAGAGCAAAGACAGUCGCUUCGCCAAGCCGAAUUCUGAUAGAAGCUAACCGAACCUAUGUAUGCGGACGCCUUAAGUUUCCAAUGUCUGUAUUUCUCCCUCAAUGGCCAGGUGUACCCACUCCUGAGGACCUGAUCUCCAUCUACUGCCGCUGCCGAUGGAUCCCAUCCUCUCUGCCUCAGGGCGUCUAUGUCCGCCACGUCCUGGGCAAUGCCAGUGCUCCGAAUGCUGCCCGGUUUGGCCAGAGUGUGGAGCCGUUGGCCCAGGUUGGGCUGCAGAUUGCAGAAAGGUGGUCUGUUUCUUCUUCUCCUCUCUGGAAAGUAGAGGAAGGUUCCUGGCUCUCCCUUUCUCCCUCCGCCCAGUUACUGGAAAAGAUGAAUCGUCUCUGCCUAGCAUAGGUCUGCCUCCCAGCCAUCGACGACCUUGGCAUCAGAGAAACGGAAUGAAAGAAAGAGCUAACUUUAGCCGCCGCUUACUAAAAGUCAAUGGAAGCAGCGGGCGGUGCUUGUCGGUGUGGCUGCUUAACCUCACAGGACAACAAAAGCACUGUGCAUCAUCGUGGAUGGGAGUGAGAUUCAUCAUGGUUGUGGGCUAUCGCAGCUGGACAAAGUCUGAGGGAUAGUAGCACCACACAUAAGUCCCAUAUCCAUGUCUCUCAGAUGUGUUGUUCAGCUGAAGUGCUGCUCCCUCAUUUCUCUAUGCCGGCAGCUUAUUUUAAUAUACAAGAUUGAUCUCUCCUGUCCAUGAAUAUUCCCUUCUUAAUAAAUAUGUGUCUGUGUCCCAAAUGGCACCCUAUUCCCUAUAUAGCGCACCAGUAUUUUCCUAUAUUGAGGCAUCAGAACAGGCAUCAGGUCAUAUUCGGCCGUAUUUCCGGUCUUUAAUGUACUUCUUUGGCAGAGUCUGGGCCAAUAGCAGUGACUCAGCGUGAAUCCUUCAUUUUAGUGACAGCCAAUGGGAUUCACUCCUUUAAAUGCCAUCCCCUGAGUCCCAAAUGGCAUCCCAUUCCCCUACAUAGUAAACUAUUUUUGACCAGGGCAUAGGCCUACUGUAGCAUUAGGGCUCUGGUCUAAAGUAGUGCACUACAUAGGGAAUAUGGUGCCAUUUAGGAUGCAGACACUGUCAGAUCUGUCAGCAUUGGAGCUGAGAUAAACUAAAUAGUGCUCAAUACUCUACCGUGUCAAGUUUAUCUUCAAAUUUUUAGGAUAGCAGCCCGCCAUUUAGCUAGCGCUAAGCUUGCGAAGGGACAGUGAUUGGGAAUUGAAUAGUGCUCAAUACCCUGGCAUAGGCAGCUUCUCUAUCUAUUUACCAAAUGUUUAUGGUCACAAAUUUGUGUUUAGCAGCACUUAGAUGAUAAAAAGUAUUGAGUGUACGAAAUUAGGAUUUAUACCAUGCUAUAAGAUUAUCAUAGGGGUUAAGGUUCUCAGCUCUGCCAUUGCCAAGUAAUAUAUGUUAAAUGUUGUUGCAUUUGGAACCACAGGAUGUUUGAGUUGCUCAGCCAGUGCGGACAUGCACAGCAACUGUAUAACUAGAGAAACCAUAAUAAGUCAUAUAUUUAUAUAUUUGAUCAAAUUUGAUGAAAUAUAUUUAUAUAUGUAUUUGAUUAUAUAUUUGAUCAAAUGUCAUUUAAAUUGAGGAAAACACGUUGCUUGAUAAACAGCUUCAUUACUGACACCUAGAGGUCCAAUUGAGUUACUGUCAAAAAACGUUUUAUGAGCAUUUUAUGAGCUGUACAUUGUGAGCGAGUGAGUCUGUAUGUCUGCUAAUCUGUCUGUCUAUUUUGUUGUCUGUCUGAAUGUCUCUCUGAAUGAAUGUCUGAUCUAUGUGCUGUGCUGUGUAUCUGUGUCCCAGGAGGUGGUGGCCCACUGGAAAGCAGAGUGUGUCCUGGCCAUAGACUAGACUCUCCUGCUGACCCUGCAUUCUGCUCACACCCUGGAUACACUGGGCAGCAGGACCGCCAGGAAACAGCUAACACACACCUAAUUAGCAGAACAAACCGUGUAAUUGUCUCCCAAAUUGUCUCCCAAACUGUUAUGUGACAGUUUUAAAUAUACUGGUCUAUAUAGACUGGUGCCCCGUGUAUAUAGACAAGACUCAUUAUGUAUUAUUACUUUUAUUAUUACAUUUAGUACUUUUCUAUUAUUUCUCUAUUAUCUUUCUCUCUGUACUGUUGGGAAGGGCCCGUAACUAAGCAUUUAACUGUUAGUCCACACCUGUUGUUUACGAAGCAUGUGACGAAUCAAUUUGUUAUUUCAUUGAUUUGAUACUAAAUGUAAUAUUGCCUGUUGGAAACAGACCCCCUCGGUAUGUAAAUGUGUGUCUGAAACCGUCAGAAGAUGUCAAUGAAUUGUGAAUAUGAAUUACAGCCUUCUGCUUCCUGCUUGGAAAGGUCAGUCUGA
Messenger RNA from Oncorhynchus tshawytscha (Chinook salmon), 3401 nucleotides. RefSeq names its product acyl-CoA dehydrogenase family, member 11 (gene acad11). The coding region runs from base 1005 to 1403 and encodes 132 amino acids. The record is from RefSeq and is a predicted model, not a curated record. The transcript is spliced from 4 exons. Lineage: Eukaryota; Metazoa; Chordata; Actinopteri; Salmoniformes; Salmonidae.